Entamoeba invadens IP1 is the source of this 840-nucleotide messenger RNA. RefSeq lists its product as hypothetical. The transcript is spliced from 5 exons. Bases 1 to 840 code for a protein of 279 amino acids. The record is from RefSeq and is a predicted model, not a curated record. Lineage: Eukaryota; Evosea; Mastigamoebida; Endamoebidae.
AUGAUAGUCUCGAAGUACUUCGACGACAUCGGAGACUUCAUUAACUUGGAGUUGGUGUGCAAGAAGUUACGAGAUAAUAUGGGAAAGUUUCAUUAUAACCUAAUUUCGUUGAAUUUUAAAACACUUAGAUACUUCCCAAAAAUCGAGACACUUCACUUGUGUGAUGUAAAAGAUGAAAACUUUGGCAAUGGAUUUAUGAUCAACACAGAGAAAAAUGAAGAAAAAAAUUGUUUUAAAGGAAAAGUUCUUUUGUAUUAUUUCGAAACAUUAAGUUUAAAAAUAGAGAAAUUUGGUAAUAAUAUACCACGAAAUGUAACUUCAAUUGGUAAUCGUUGUUACUGUGGAUGCAUAACUUUAAGUAGUAUUAACAUUCCAUCCAAUGUAACAUCGAUAGGUAAAAAAUGUUUCUAUAAUUGUUUUAAUCUAAGCAGUGUUACAAUACCAUCAAGUGUUGUAUCAUUUUGUAAUAGUUGUUUCUAUGAUUGUUUUAGUCUGACUAGUAUUACAAUACCAUCAAGUAUAAUAUCACUUAAUAAUAAGUGUUUCUGGGGAUGUUGUGGUCUGCUCAGUGUUACAAUACCAUCAAAUGUAAAAUCAAUUGGUUUUCAAUGUUUCCAUAAAUGUGAAAGUUUGAGCAGUGUUACAAUUCCGUCAAGUGUUGUAUCAAUUGGUGAUGAUUGUUUCGGUGGGUGUAGUAAUCUAAGCAGUGUUUCAACCAUCGAGUGUUACAUCAAUUGGAAAAUAUUUGCUGUUGUUGUAAAAAAAUGGUUGGGCGAAUAUUUUCAAAAGCCGUUUCAAAGAAAUUGUUUUAGUUGUAUAAACGUCAAUUCGUUAUUCUAA